Monomorium pharaonis (pharaoh ant) is the source of this 1224-nucleotide messenger RNA. RefSeq names its product trypsin-1. Gene Ontology annotation, biological process: proteolysis. The transcript is spliced from 4 exons. Gene Ontology annotation, molecular function: serine-type endopeptidase activity. The record is from RefSeq and is a predicted model, not a curated record. NCBI's taxonomy places the organism in Eukaryota, Metazoa, Arthropoda, Insecta, Hymenoptera, Formicidae. Bases 44 to 895 code for a protein of 283 amino acids.
AAUAUAAAAUGCUGUCAAUGUUAAGUUGACAUCAAACGGCGAAAUGGAUCUUAAAGCAAUUGUGUUCUUUGCUUUCGUAGCGGUAACGGUCGCUGAGAGGCCUCGAGUUGGUCUCCGGAUACCGCGGAUCUUGCCGCCUUUUAUUCGUUCAUAUUCACCUCAAGUGGUCGGAGGUGAAGAAGCUCCGGAAGGAAGUUACCCGUACAUAGUUUCCCUUCAAGUAUAUAACGGUCAUUUCUGCGCCGGAUCCAUCUUGAACGAGCGAUGGGUUGUAACAGCAGGACAUUGUAUUCAAGCAGUUCCUUCUGCUGACCUUAUUACCGUUAAAGCUGGCAAGCAUAAUGUUAACGUUAGGGAGGCCACCGAACAAGCGGUCCAAGUGGUGCGAGGUAUCGUACAUGAAAAUUAUAGAGGUGGCGUUGGCCCAUACGAUAUUGGUUUGCUUGAACUUGCGUCUCCAUUGAAGUUUAAUGCUAGAGUAAAGCCCAUCAAAUUGGCAGAACAAGGAAGUGACCCAAGCUCAAAUGAAAAGGGACAGAUUGCUGGAUGGGGCUCCAUUUCGCCUACUCGGAACCCAGAGUAUCCUGAUAAACUUCAGCAUGUUAAAAUUGUUUACGUGGACCGUGCUACUUGCCACAAAGCCGUCAUGAACUUGGUUGGAUCUUCUCCCGUUCACGAAACCAAUGUCUGCUCUGGUCCAAUGACAGGUGGAAUCUCCGCAUGCAAUGGUGAUUCCGGUGGUCCUCUAAUCUCUGUGCCUUCAGGACAAGAACCGGUGCUCACUGGAAUAGCAUCUUGGGUUGUUAUUCCAUGCGGCACUAAGGGUGCGCCAUCCGUAUAUACCAGAGUAUCCGUGUUCAUCGAUUGGAUUAAUCAGAGAACCGGUAAUUAUUAAUACGACGAUAUUGAUAAUGUAUUAUUGUAAACUAAUGACAAGUUAUUAUAAUAUUUAAUAAAUAAAUAAAUAAAUAUGCAAUUUAAGUACACAAUCAUGUUUCCUUGUUUUAAACGUACGUGACAUCAAAAAUAAGUAAUUUGAUUGGAAGAAAGCAUUCAUAGAAAAUAGUAUUGCUAUAUUCAUAUUGUAUUACAUUUGAUGAUUACAAUGGGGUAUUAUUUCAUGCAAUAUUUCAGGUGUGGCAUUCGUAUACCAAAGUAUCGAAAUUUAAUGAUUGGUUUGACCAACAAUUAUUUAAUUAUGGUUAUUAUUAACAAUGCAAUAAU